AUGGCAAGCACUUAACCACUAUGCUUACCGCGAUGCAGUGUUCCUUGCAGAAAGAUUAUAUGCAGAAGGCUUGCAGAAGGAGAGCAGAUCUUAUCUGGUGGAGUGUUGAAUAAACAGAAAAGCCAUGAUGACAUUGUUAUGGAGUUUGGUGACUCUGCAUGCUUUACGCUCUCCUUACUGGGACAUGUCUACUGCAAGACAGACCGGCUUGCCAAAGGAUCAGAAUGUUACCAAAAGAGCCUUAGUUUAAAUCCUUUCCUCUGGUCCCCUUUUGAAUCGCUAUGUGAAAUAGGUGAAAAACCAGACCCUGACCAAACAUUUAAAUUAACAUCUUUACAGAACUUCAGCAGCUGUCUGCCUAACACUUGCACAACAUUGGUAUCUAAUCACAACAUAUCCCAUAGACAGCCCGAGACUGUCCUUAUGGAAACACCGCAAGACACAAUUGAGUUGAACAGAAUCAACCUAGAAUCCUCCAAUUCAAAAUACUCCUCCUUGAACACUGAUUCUUCAAUGUCUUACAUUGACUCGGCUGGGAUUUCACCAGAUGCUGUCCCCCUUGGGUCAGGAACUGCCAUAUUGUCUAAACAGGCUCAAAAUAAACCAAAAACUGGGCGAAGUUUACUGGGGGGACCUGCAGCUUUGAGCCCGCUAACUCCAAGCUUUGGAAUUUUGCCACUAGAAACCCCAAGCCCUGGAGAUGGGUCAUAUUUACAAAACUACACAAACUCUUCUUCUGUAAUUGAUGUGCCAUCCACAGGAGCACCUUCAAAGAAGACUGUCAGCAGGAUAAGCCAAGCUGGAACAAAAUCUGUCUUCUCACAGAGUGGAAAUAGCCGGGAAGUCACUCCAAUUCUUGUUGCACAAACACAGAGCUCUGGCCCACAGACAAGUACAACACCUCAGGUAUUGAGCCCAACAAUUGCUGCUCCACCAAACGCACUGCCUCGAAGAAGCUCUCGCCUGUUUACUAGUGAUAGCUCUACGACAAAGGAAAAUAGCAAAAAAUUAAAAAUGAAGUUUCCACCCAAGAUUCCAAACAGAAAAACAAAAAGUAAAACAAAUAAGGGAGGAAUAACUCAACCAAACUUAAAUGACAGUUUGGAAAUUACCAAACUGGACUCUUCCAUCAUUUCAGAAGGGAAAAUUUCCACUGUUGCGCCACAGAUCCAGGCUUUUACGCUACAGAAGGCAGCAGCAGAAGGUUUGAUGAGCCUUCUUCGUGACAUGGGGAAAGGUUAUUUAGCCUUGUGUUCAUACAACUGCAAAGAAGCGAUAAAUAUUUUAAGCCAUUUACCAUCCCACCACUACAACACUGGCUGGGUGCUGUGCCAAAUUGGGAGAGCUUACUUCGAACUUGCAGAAUAUAUGCAGGCUGAGAGAAUAUUUUCAGAAGUAAGGAGGAUUGAAAACUACAGAGUAGAAGGCAUGGAGAUCUACUCGACUACGCUGUGGCAUCUGCAGAAAGAUGUUGCUCUUUCAGUUCUUUCAAAGGAUUUGACGGACAUGGAUAAAAACUCACCGGAGGCAUGGUGUGCUGCAGGAAACUGUUUCAGCUUGCAACGAGAGCAUGACAUUGCAAUCAAGUUCUUCCAGAGAGCCAUUCAAGUUGAUCCAAACUAUGCUUAUGCCUACACCCUGUUGGGGCAUGAAUUUGUGUUAACAGAAGAACUAGACAAAGCACUAGCUUGUUUUAGAAAUGCAAUCAGAGUCAACCCUAGACACUAUAAUGCAUGGUAUGGGUUGGGAAUGAUUUAUUACAAACAGGAAAAAUUCAGUCUGGCAGAAAUGCAUUUCCAGAAAGCACUUGAUAUCAAUCCUCAGAGCUCAGUCUUACUGUGUCACAUUGGAGUAGUCCAGCAUGCACUGAAAAAAUCUGAAAAGGCUUUGGAUACUUUAAACAAAGCUAUUAACAUUGACCCCAAGAACCCACUAUGCAAAUUCCAUAGAGCUUCUGUAUUAUUUGCAAAUGAAAAAUACAAGUCUGCUUUACAAGAACUUGAAGAACUGAAACAGAUUGUUCCCAAAGAGUCUCUUGUUUACUUUUUAAUAGGAAAGGUAGGUAAAACGUUUGGCACAGAUGAAUCCCAAGAAAGCAGCAUGACGGAUGCAGACGACACACAGCUCCACGCAGUUGAAAGUGAUGAAUUUUAACCUCCAAAAGCCAGUAUCUGAGCUUGAGUGUGUGACUGGUACUGUUGUGUUCUCCCCUUCCUUCGCAUCCUGGGUCUUCACAUCACUGAGCCAGCAUUGUCAUUAUUCUCCACUGACACCAUGAGUACACCACUCAGACUUAAACUGUACAGAGUUAAUGGCAGUGCAAUAUUCAGCUGCUACUGAGUCUGACUAGUUGGCUCUUACACAUUUAUGAAAGUGACUGAGGAGGAAAUGCUGGUUUUGGACUCCCCUUUGCUGGAAAAAUAUCAUGGAAGAAAGACUUGUGGUUUGCUGUAACGAAGCCAGUAGAUGUGGGGAUAGUACUAAUGAAGCAGUGUCUUGUUCUUUUUCCAGAAAUGUGUCUUAGUUUGGUUCUUUCUUGGUAAGCAGAGUGCUGAACUUCAUUUCCAAGUUCUUCGAGGACAGUGUUGACAAACGCAGGCUGUUAAAGACUUUUGCAUAUUGUAGUGUAACUUAAAUGCCAGGGAAUGUAAACGACCUUAAAGCUGCAGCGUCUCCAGUGAACAAACACAACGCACGUGCUCAGAACUGGGAGCGUGUCAGACUACGUAAAAUAUCCAGUGUCCCUACUUAAGAGUGCAAACUUGCAGGAGUGGAAAUGUAGCAGGAGAAUCACAUUGCAGAAUCAAAGCUUUCAUGAAAUGCUUUCAUGUUCUAACCAAGAAUUAAUUUAUUCGCCUAGUUUCUGAAAGGUCAGUGUUUACCUUGUACUUCAAAGAAACAAGUCAACACCACCUUGCUUCAUUUUACACAUACCCCUUGACUUGUUCUUCCCCUCUGAAGAAUAAAAAUUAAUAAAGGGCAAAAUCAAGAGAGAAACGUACGUAGAACUGUAAUGUGAAAACAUCAAACUCUUAAUCCAGAGUGACUGCGUGUUUCUAAGCAGCUAGACUGGGAAGACCGUGGAAGCCUUAAUGCGAUCAGAACCUUAGUCAAACACAUCAAAUAAUUGUCUAAGAUUAGUAUCACUUUUAAAACUGUCUUGUAAAGCGUGGUCCAAGCAGGAUGCAAAAAUGUGCAAUUAUCUGUCCCCCCCUUUUUUUUUUUUAGCUGUUUGUUAGAUUCUCACCCUAGGAACACUUUCCUCUUCUGCAGAGGCUGCUUCUGUGAGAGGAAAGCUACGCCACGUUAUCGAGUCCAAAAUGACCUUGCUCUGUAGCAUUCUGCAGCAACAAUUGGUGCCCUUUAUGCAGCGAUGACAAAGAAAGUGUAUGAUAUAAGCAGUUUUAAAGAGCAAUUUAUGCAGAAUAAAUUGGGAAUGAUAUAAAUUUCAUAGCAACAUAUUUGUUGUGAUCAGUCUUAAUGUUCCUUUUUUUUUUUUUUUAGCGUAUUGGUUUUUAGGGGUCUUUUAGUUACCUUUGGAACUUCAGGUUUUUUAAAUUCUGUCCUUGUCUUACACUAGGCAUGUCUUCUGUCACAGCUCCUCUCUGGUCAUGAGCCACAUGGACACCUUUGUCAUUUGGAAAAUAAUCCUCAAGUGCUGAGCGAAAAUAUAAUUCUCUGAUUUUUUUUUUUUUUUGAAGUAGGAGGAUAAGCAGUGAAAAAUAGGCUUAAACUCCCCUAAUAACGUGAAAAGGAAUUUCUAAAAUCCGAACGAUGAUAAUAUAUUAAAGGAGCUUUGUGCCUCUGCCAUCUACUUCUGAUCAGCUUGUGUCUGGAAGGUUGAUGAAUUGACUGGAAGAUCACGACACGUUUCAGCUGGCUUGAGCGUGCUGAAUCUUGCACCGCUUUUUGUGGCGAUAGAUAUUCUGGGGUGAUUCCCUUUCCUGAUGAGUCCUCCCCGAGGAAGACACGGGGUUCAAAUUUCCCGAGAGCUGAUCUGCAUCUACGGCAGAGUUCGCGCGCGGUGCUCGAGUUACCCGUGUCUGUCCUGGCGUGGGGUUUUCCCAUCCGGCCGCGGGGUGCGCUUGCAGCUUCCCAGUGCGUCCCUCGCAAGGAGGAGUUCCUACGCGGCGCCUCAGCGUCAGGUCUGGAGGCAGCACUUGUCUGAACGCCACCGAUUAACGUGUUAAUUGGCUUCCGUUUGGUUCCCAACAUAUUUUUCUAAGCAAAAAGCGGGAGUAAGCAGGUGCUGCUCUCAAGACUUUCCCGUAACAAACGCUGCUGUUUAAAUGGGGACCAGAGAUCUGGGAAGUUCGGUGGCUUUUUCCCUUCUGUUCUCUAAAAAUUGCGAACAAUCGUAGUAGAAUUUUCCACACCCUGGAAAGAGCUCUUCAUUCAGCCGGGAUGUUAAAAGGAUAUUCGUGCUACCUGGAAGAUUUAAUACUUAGAACUGUCCCUUGCUUUAUAUGUACAUCAUACCUUAAAGUGAUUUUUUUUUUCUUUUUUUGCCAAUAAUCUCAAGUAAAGUUUAGACCAUGCUGCUAUUUUACCUUCUGAAUAGAUACACAAAACUAAUAUUUAAUCACUAAACUUUUGCUCUCUUUGAAGAGGGGCAGGGAGAAGGACGGCGAGCACGAAGGCACUCUGGCAGCCAGGUUAGAGCAAGUGCGUUCACUGAAAAGAAUUGGGGAACUGUCAUUUUCUUACAACAAAACUAUGGGAAAAUGCAAAGUGUGGGUGUGGUGUGUACUAUUUGCAUUGAAACAAUGUAAUUUGUCUUUUUCCCUUUUUUUUUUUUUUUUUUUUUUGCUUUUCCUGACUUUUUAUUUCAAAAAUUGUACAGUCUUAGGGGGGAAAAAAAAAAAAAGUCUUUUCUGUUAAUAUAUUUGCGAUUCAUUAAAGGAUGUGGAAAAUCCAAAUAAACUACUUUUAAAA
Messenger RNA from Aptenodytes forsteri (emperor penguin), 4935 nucleotides. It is a transcript of the gene CDC27, whose product is annotated as cell division cycle 27. Lineage: Eukaryota; Metazoa; Chordata; Aves; Sphenisciformes; Spheniscidae. Gene Ontology annotation, molecular function: protein binding. The record is from RefSeq and is a predicted model, not a curated record. Gene Ontology annotation, biological process: cell division. The transcript is spliced from 16 exons.